UUCCCCGUGGGCCGUGUGCACCGCCUGCUCCGCAAGGGCAACUACGCCGAGCGGGUGGGAGCCGGCGCGCCGGUGUACCUGGCGGCGGUGCUGGAGUAUCUGACCGCCGAGAUCCUGGAGCUGGCGGGCAACGCGGCCCGCGACAACAAGAAGACGCGCAUCAUCCCGCGCCACCUGCAGCUGGCCAUCCGCAACGACGAGGAGCUCAACAAGCUGCUGGGUAAAGUCACCAUCGCUCAGGGCGGCGUCCUGCCCAACAUCCAGGCCGUGCUGCUGCCCAAGAAGACCGAGAGUCACCACAAGGCCAAGGGCAAGUUCCCGUGA
This is a messenger RNA of Galeopterus variegatus (Sunda flying lemur), 324 nucleotides long. RefSeq names its product histone H2A type 1-like. Gene Ontology annotation, molecular function: structural constituent of chromatin; DNA binding; protein heterodimerization activity. Lineage: Eukaryota; Metazoa; Chordata; Mammalia; Dermoptera; Cynocephalidae. Gene Ontology annotation, cellular component: nucleosome. The annotation marks the transcript as partial. The transcript has a single exon. The record is from RefSeq and is a predicted model, not a curated record.